AUGACGUCUUCGAAAGAUUUGCGCAUAGCUAUUGUCGGCGGAGGCAUAGUUGGAGUUGCUUGCGCAGUGAGGCUGCAGCGUGCUGGCCUAAAGGUUGACCUGUUUGAAUCCGCGUCAAAGUUUGGGGAAGUCGGCGCUGGCGUGGGCUUCGGUCCAAAUGCUAUACGCGCCCUCAAGGGUUUGGGCGUGUACGAUGCUAUGAUGGCGAGAACUGGGGAGGAGCUCAACAUGGAACCUUUCCAGUAUAUUUCUGAACAAGAAGGCCAUGAGUUGGUAUAUGACCAACCGAUCGGUUCGGGCGAUGUUGACGUUGGAAUGACGAUUCAUCGAGCCGUCUUUCUUGACGCAGUCGUUGGACUUCUUGAUGCGGAGCGAACGCACUUCAGCAAGCGACUGGACCGUAUCACCCAGUCAGAGGAGCUGGGACACACAGUAUCGACACUCCACUUCCAGGACGGGACGACCUUUGAAGCGGACGUCGUGAUUGGAGCCGAUGGAAUCCGGAGUGCUACAAGGGUUGCAGUUGCUGAGCACUCCACUCGAGCUACGUGGUCGAACACGGUAGCUUAUCGCGGGCUCAUUCCGAGCGAACAUAUAAGGGAGGUAAAUCUCAAGACCGACUUGUUUCGCGGAAAACCGACAAACAUACUGGGCGAUAAUAGGCACCUGAUAAUUUUCCCAGUCAGCAACAACGAAAUUGUCAACGUCGUCAUCUUCUGUACCGAUCGGUCGAAGCCGGCUGGAUCAGUCGAUGUCCCAGUCCAGGACUGGACUAUCCCUGUUGAGAAACAAGAGAUCUUUGAUGCCUUCAAAGGCUGCGGAUCUGACGUUCAUAAGAUCAUCUCGCUGCUCAAAGACCCCAGGAGAUGGGCCAUUCAUCUCCUGGAUCCUACCCUAUCGAGCUUCGUCCGUGACAAUAUUGCUUUGGUCGGAGACGCCGCGCAUGGCAUGUGCCCGCACUUGGGGUCUGGUGCAGGACAAGGCUUCGAAGACGCCCUUGUGAUUUGUGAACUUUUGCUUGACCCUCGCACGAACGUUUCCAAUGUUCAGGAUGUCUUCAAAGCGUACGACGAGAUCAGGCGUCCUCGGGCCAACAAGGUCCUGAAAGCUAGUACCGCGGCCGGCGACUUAUACGAGACCUGGAGAGACGUCCCUAUAGACGAGUUGAAGACACGUCUCCACGACAUGUGGGGUUGGAUUUGGUACCACGACCUUCAGGGAGAUAUCUUGUCUACGGAGAGAAGUCUCGAAGAGAGGGGGGUUUGGCGUGCGUCUGAAAGCGUAUGAUGGCUCAUCAGUAUCUGCAUCGUAAUACUUAGCCAUCUAAUCAGUCGCAAGUUGCGACAAUGAAAUG
Messenger RNA from Coniophora puteana RWD-64-598 SS2, 1354 nucleotides. Its product is annotated as FAD/NAD(P)-binding domain-containing protein. Gene Ontology annotation, biological process: secondary metabolite biosynthetic process. NCBI's taxonomy places the organism in Eukaryota, Fungi, Basidiomycota, Agaricomycetes, Boletales, Coniophoraceae. The record is from RefSeq and is a predicted model, not a curated record. The transcript is spliced from 8 exons. Gene Ontology annotation, molecular function: FAD binding. The coding region runs from base 1 to 1287 and encodes 428 amino acids.